Trachemys scripta elegans is the source of this 5669-nucleotide messenger RNA. It is a transcript of the gene PPP1R9A, whose product is annotated as protein phosphatase 1 regulatory subunit 9A. NCBI's taxonomy places the organism in Eukaryota, Metazoa, Chordata, Testudines, Emydidae. The transcript has 21 exons. Gene Ontology annotation, molecular function: actin filament binding. The record is from RefSeq and is a predicted model, not a curated record. Gene Ontology annotation, biological process: actin filament organization; neuron projection development; calcium-mediated signaling. Gene Ontology annotation, cellular component: dendrite; cytoplasm; postsynaptic density. The coding region runs from base 452 to 4543 and encodes 1363 amino acids.
CUCCGUGUGCGCGGAGCGUGUCGCUGCUCCAGCCGCCGCUGCCUGCAAUGGCGCUGAGGAGCGGAGUCGGAGGCUGCUGCCCGCUGGCAGGCUGGGGGCGGCAGCCGCGCGCUGCUUUCGCACAGGCGGGUCGGAGCCGGGGGCUGGAGGAGCCGCAGCUCUGAGCGCGCAGGGAGCUGCGGGAGGUGGAAGGAGCCCAGCCCGGCGUGCAGCUCCUCUCCCGGGUUAAAUCUACAUUUGUUCUGGAAAACCGUCAGUCUUGCCACUUCGUUUGGUGUCAUGGUUGCUUGCACAUAUUUAGAUAGUAUCUGUCAGAACACCUACUGAAUAUGGCCCUGACGGAGACCAGUGCCACCUGAGAGGCACUUUCUUCUCAACCAGAAUCUCACUAGUAACAGAAGAGUGGUAUAUCAGUCACUAUGUACAUUGGUUUUGCACUCCUGAAGUAAACAUGAUGAAAACAGAGCCUUCAGGAGAAAGAUCAACCCUCCGAAGUGCCUCUCCUCACAGGAAUGCUUACAGAACUGAGUUCCAGGCACUAAAAAGCACCUUUGACAAACCUAAAUCAGAUGGAGACCAAAAAACGAAAGAUGAAGGAGAGGCCUCUCAGCAGAGCAGGGGGAGGAAAUAUGGUUCAAACGUCAACAGGAUUAAAAACUUAUUUAUGCAGAUGGGCAUGGAGCCCAGUGAGAGCACUGGAGUUACCCCUAAAACCAGAGGGAAAAGUGGUCCCCUGUCUCCUCAAAGAAGAAUUAGGCCCAAAGAAUUUGUGGAGAAGACAGAUGGCUCAGUUGUAAAAUUAGAAUCUUCAGUUUCAGAAAGGAUUAGUAGAUUUGAUACUGUGCAUGAUGGUCCUUCCUAUUCCAAGUUUACUGAAACUCGGAAGAUGUUUGAGCGAAAUGUUCAUGAAAUGGGACAUUCCAAUCGCUAUUCCCCAAAGAAAGAGCGAGUAGUUUCCAAUGAACUCCAAGAUGAAUGGUGUAGCUCAAAGUCUAAUAGAGGCAGUACUGAUUCAUUGGACAGUCUUAGCUCAAGGACAGAGACUGUCUCUCCAACAGUGAGUCAGCUCAGUGCAGUAUUUGAGAACACUGAUUCACAUAGUGUAAUUGUUUUAGAAAAGCCAGAAAACAAUGAAGAAUACUCUGUAACUGGUCAUUACCCACUAAACCUGUCAUCUACUGUUGCAAAUCUGUCCUCCACUGUUGCAAACCUUGAUGGAUUCAGUCCCUUAAAAGAUGCUAAUGCCUGGUCUUCACCAGCCAAACAAACUACAAGUUCAAUAUCUGCUGAGACCUUUCAGCAAAACAGUACGUCUUCAACAAUAAGAGAAGAACCUUCGAACAGCACUUUGCCAGUAUCCAAAACAAAUGAAGAAAUAAGGAAGAAUAAGGAAGCAAGUUAUGAUCCUGUUGAUGUUUGUGCAGCAACUAAACAAGAAUUGGCCAGCAUCAUUGACAGCGAAAAGCGUGAAGAAUCCUAUACCAGCACUAAGGAAAAAAUAGAUACAGAAGUUUCUUUACAACAAAAAGAACAUUCACAAAAUGCAGAGAGUGCCUGUAUUGGCACUGAAGCUGCAGAUGUACCAAGAAACUUGGUAGCAGGUGGUGAUUUUGCAACAGAUAUAGCUUCAGAUGCUACUGAAUCCCACUAUGAUGAUGCCAGUGGAAAGGAAGUCCAGGAAGACUUGAAUAACUUUCAGAGUUCACAUGUAUAUAUGCACUCUGACUAUAACGUCUACAGGGUGCGAUCAAGGUAUAAUUCUGACUGGGGAGAGACAGGAACAGAACAGGAUGAUCAAGAUGACAGUGAUGAGAACAACUAUUAUGAACCUGAUAUGGAAUAUGCUGAAGUUAUUGGAUUGCCAGCUGAAGAUGAAAUACCAGCAAACAGAAAAAUUAAGUUUAGCAGUGCUCCAAUUAAGGUUUUCAACACAUACUCCAAUGAAGACUAUGACCGGAGAAAUGAUGAAGUUGACCCAGUGGCUGCAUCAGCUGAAUAUGAACUUGAAAAGCGUGUGGAAAAACUGGAGCUUUUACCAGUGGAACUAGAAAAAGAUGAAGAUGGACUUGGCAUCAGUAUUAUUGGAAUGGGAGUUGGAGCAGAUGCAGGCCUUGAAAAACUGGGAAUAUUUGUCAAAACAGUAACAGAAGGUGGAGCAGCCGAAAGAGAUGGCAGGAUCCAAGUAAAUGACCAAAUUGUAGAAGUGGAUGGAAUCAGUCUGGUUGGCGUUACACAAAAUUUUGCUGCAACAGUUCUCAGAAACACCAAAGGAAAUGUCAGGUUUGUAAUUGGACGAGAAAAGCCAGGACAAGUAAGUGAGGUUGCUCAGCUGAUUAGCCAGACCCUAGAACAAGAGCGUCGCCAGAGAGAGCUCCUGGAACAGCAUUAUGCACAGUAUGAUGCAGAUGAUGAUGAGACAGGAGAAUAUGCUACUGAUGAAGAAGAUGAAGACAUGGGACCUAUCCUUCCAGGAGGUGACAUGGCCAUUGAAGUGUUUGAUCUUCCUGAGAAUGACGACAUGUUUUCCCCAACCGAGCUGGACACCACUAAGCUUGCUCACAAAUUCAAAGAGGGUGAAGAUGGAAGGGGUGAGAGCAGCCGGAGCCUCAUGGGGGAGUUGCAAAUCAAACAUGCAGUUACAGAGGCUGAGAUUCAAAAGCUGAAGACAAAGCUACAGGCUGCAGAGAAUGAGAAAGUGAGAUGGGAACAGGAGAAGUCCCAGCUCCAACAGAACAUUGAGGAGAAUAAGGAGAGGAUGAUGAAACUAGAGAGCUACUGGAUUGAGGCCCAAACCCUGUGUCACACUGUGAAUGAACACCUCAAAGAGACUCAAAACCAGUAUCAGGCUUUGGAGAAGAAAUAUAACAAAGCAAAGAAAUUGAUCAAGGACUUUCAGCAAAAAGAACUUGACUUCAUCAAACGCCAGGAAGCUGAGCGAAAAAAAAUAGAAGAACUGGAGAAAGCGCACCUUGCAGAGGUUCAAGGCUUACAAGCUCGUAUUAGAGACUUGGAAGCUGAAGUUUUCAGGCUGUUGAAGCAAAAUGGGAGCCAGGUUAACAACAACAACAACAUUUUUGAAAGGCAAACAUCUUUUGGAGAAGUUUCCAGAGGAGAUCCAGUGGAGAGCCUAGAUGUAGAGCAAGUGUCUUGUCUGGAUGGCUUAAGUCAAGAUUUCAGUGAAGCAGUCCCAGAAACAGAGAGGCUGGACUCCAAAGCACUGAAAACUCGAGCCCAGCUUUCAGUAAGGAACAAACGGCAGAGACCUACUAGAACAAGGCUCUAUGACAGUAUCAGUUCAACUGAUGGAGAGGACAGCCUUGAACGAAAGCCUUCAGACAGUUACAGUAGUCCCAUGCACAUUUCAAAAUCACCUCUGCCCAUAUAUGUGAGAGCAUCCUCACCAGCAUCAGAUUCUGGUGCUUCCUCCCUCUCCCCAGUGGCUAGCAGUGCAGCCUUCUCAUUUGACAACGUAGCUGAAAACCAAGAAGGAGGACAGCAGCACAAAGGAGGUGUGCUUUCCCAUUAUGCUCGGGGAGACACUCCACUUUCCUCUCCUUCAAAAUCCAGUCACAGUUCUGAAACAUCUCCUUUGCAUCACCCAACCAACAGGAAUGUUUUACAAGACAAAGAUAUCCUAGGUGGUCACACAGGUCCCCAAUCAUCAAGAACAACUAGCCCUAUUAUGGGGCAGGCAGAAAAAAUAAAGCGAAAGCUUGUGGAUCUCGGGGCUCCCUUGAGAAGGAGUUCCCACAAGGGCAAGAAAUGGAAAGAGAGAGAAGUCAUUAGGGUGGCCUGUGGCACCAGGACCACUCGAGAGAUGCUGGAGAGCUCAGCAAGCAAUGCAUCUAUAUCAGAGCGAUCCUCCUCUCUCCCCUAUAGCAUACCAUUCACAUGGUAUGGAGAGAGUGGCAGGGGAUCCAAUUCUUCCAGCAACCUGCCUUCAUCUAGCAGCUCAACUGAACCGUCCUCUGAAAAUCUAAGUCCAGCUAAAAAAGGGUCCAAGAAUUUCACAUUCACUGAUGACUUCAGUCCCAGCAGCACAAGUUCAGCUGAUUUGAGUGGUUUAGGAGCAGAACCGAAAACCCCUGGUUUCUCUCAUUCCUUAGCAUUAUCAUCAGAUGAGAGCCUGGAUAUGAUUGAUGAUGAGAUCCUUGAUGAUGGACAGUCUCCUAAACACAGUCAGUGUCAGAAUCGUGCUGUUCAGGAAUGGAGCAUACAGCAAGUUUCCCACUGGUUAAUGAGCCUCAACUUUGAACAGUAUGUUUCUGAAUUCACCGCCCAAAACAUUAAUGGAGAGCAUCUCCUUCAGCUGGAUGGGAGUAAGCUUAAGGCCCUUGGUAUGACAUCUUCCCAGGACAGAGCAAUCAUUAAAAAAAAGCUAAAGGAAAUGAAAGUGUCCAUCGAGAGAGCUCGAAAAGCUCAAGAGAAAAUGGAAAAGCAAAGGGAAAAGCUUAGGAAGAAAGAACAAGAGCGGCUUCAAAGGAAGUCAAAGAAACUAGACAAGCCUUCAUCAGAUGCAACAGAGGGCGCUAAUGAGCAAUGAUGAGCCAGAACUACUACUAUGUUAGUUAAUGUGGAGACACUUCAGGCAAAGAAACUCAAGUUGUCUACAGUACCCCUCCCAUUUUCUUGUGGUCAUUACACAGGAAUAUGUACACAAAUAUGAUGCUAUAAAUAGAAUGAAUAGGGAAGUUUAUAUUGUCUGGCUACAUUUUCCUGUAGUUACAAUACAUGCUCUUAUUUUUGAUCUGCUGAACAAUCCAAAACCAUUGUUUUAUUUUAUUUGUUGUUGUUGUUACUUGCAAGCCAGGUAUCCUAUUUUGGAGAAACAUUGAGGGGUUUUACUUUCAAACUGCUAUUUUGUAUUGGGCUAGUUGUGUUUGGUCAUAUUGGUAACCAGUGUGACAAAGGGGGAUGUGGUCCAUUGCAUCACAACCACAUUUUGACCAGGAUCCCUGGUGGUAGAUUGCAAUGAUCAGUGGAGAUUUUUGAAUCUGGGUAACUGGAGUUGUUCCCACAUCUGUUACCAUUGACUCAUAUUUCUAACUGGAAUCUCAACUCUUUUACACGACUCUGAUAUUUAGUUCUGUCUGCUGGAACAGGCUACAGCUCGCAUCAGUACCUUAAAAUGCCACCGUUUUGCAAAUGCAAUUGUUCAGUGACUUGUAAUUAUAUGCUGGAAAUAAGGAUAGGAGAGUCAUUAUCCUUUCUGGGCAAAAGUGGGGAAGUUGACACUCUUGUGAGCUGUACAGUAAUUUAAUACAAGAAGGAGACAAAGCUGGUUUACAAGGGGUUCUGAGGGUAACAUUUAUCCUCCCGAUAUCCGAGCAAGGCUGACUUUCUGACUUUGGCACAACAGAUAGAUCUUUAGAGUACACAGGUCAUUGUGCUCAUGGGGUGUACAGAUAAACUUUCCUGUAACACACUAUAAGCUUCCUUUUUAAACCAAUUCUGAAAAGAAAAGUGGGUGUUUGGAGGGGGUUGUAUUUCUAAGGAAAAUACCACAUCUGCAGAUUCUGUCUCCACUGAGUGCUGGGGGCAGUGAGCUUUGUGCUCUGACCUGCACAGCUGUGAUCUAAUCACAACUGCUGUCUGCUGAAAUGAUCUCCAAAUUUGAGCCUGCUAAAGGCUUUCAGUUUUCAAUGAGGUGCACUUUUAAAAAAAAAAAA